Pungitius pungitius (ninespine stickleback) is the source of this 5633-nucleotide messenger RNA. RefSeq names its product mcf.2 cell line derived transforming sequence-like a (gene mcf2la). The record is from RefSeq and is a predicted model, not a curated record. Gene Ontology annotation, cellular component: cytoplasm. Gene Ontology annotation, molecular function: protein binding; guanyl-nucleotide exchange factor activity. The transcript has 32 exons. Lineage: Eukaryota; Metazoa; Chordata; Actinopteri; Perciformes; Gasterosteidae. Gene Ontology annotation, biological process: positive regulation of Rho protein signal transduction; intracellular signal transduction. Bases 192 to 3710 code for a protein of 1172 amino acids.
UAAUGGACAGCGCAUCGCACUCUUUUCUGCUCCCACUAGUCCUUCACUGUUCUUUUCACUCGAGUCACCGCAAUUCAGUAUUUCUUUUCUGGGAUAUCGUGGCUGUUUGAGUGACGUUUGGUGUCUUCUAGGAACCGCAAAGUGACCUUGAAGAGCAGAGUCCGCUGAGCCUCGGUGUCCCGGGGGCCACGAUGGGAGGGAGGCCGUCGGUGCCGGACAACUUGGAGGAGACGCUGGAGGUGCCGUCGACCAUCAGUGAUGGCAUCCUGCAGAGGGAGGAUGCUCCUCUGUGUGCUGCAGAAAUCGGCUCUGAACUCCAGAAACAGUUUGCCAUCCUGCCAGGGGGCCGCGGCAUGAACGGCAACCCUGUCAUCGUCUUCCCUGAGUUUCCAGAUUUCAGCGAGCUGGAGGAGGACGAGGUCCAAAAUGUCCUCAGCUACCUCAGCAGCAUCCCCAGCGCUGCAGCAUCAGCAGUGGGUUUCAUCCUGGUCAUCGACAGACGACUGGACCGAUGGGCCGCCGUCAAGGCUACCCUGCUCCGCAUCGCUGGUUCAUUUUCAGGGAACUUACACUUGGUUCUGGUGUUACGUCCCACUACUUUGCUCCAGCGGACUCUGUCAGACUUCCUGUUCAAGUACAACAAGGAUGAGUUCAAGAUGAAGGUGGUGAUGCUGAGUUCGGUGACUGAGCUCCAUGCCUACAUCGACCCGGGACAGCUGACCACCGAGCUGGGAGGAACGCAGGAAUACCGCCACGAGAGCUGGAUUUCGCACCGCACUGCGAUCGAGGCGUUCGCCCUCAUGGUGAAGACCACGGCGCAGACCCUGCAGGCGUUCGGCACGGAGCUCGCCGAGACAGAACUGCCCAACGAUGCCGAGGCAACCACCAACCUGCUGCACGCACACACCCUGAAGAAGGAUAACAUGAAGGAGGACCUGCAGGUAGCUCUGUCCCAAGGGGGACGCCUGUUGGAGUGUAUAAACGAGCCUCUACAGACAGACCCCGAAUACGGCAUGACCAACGAUGAACUGGAAAACCUCGCUACCGUACAGAGACUCCUGGGUCAGCUGGACGAAACGGAGACGGCGUUUGACGAUUUCUGGGAGCGUCACCGCACCAAGUUGGAGCAGUGUCUGCAGCUGCGCCAUUUUGAACAGCACUUCCGUGAAGUGCGCGCCCAGCUCGAUGUGACGUCAGAGCGGCUGGCCGGGUUCUCGGAGGUCAGCGUAAGCCCCGCCCACGCCGAGCACGUCCUCCGGGAGCUCAGCGGACAGGAGGACAAAGCAUGUGACGCGCUGGACCGCGCCCUGUCUCUUGCGCGUGAUGGGGACCGGCUGAUCGACAACUCCCACUACGCAGAGGACUCAAUCAGGCCAAAGUGCAGCGAGCUGCGAGGAGUGUGCGAGGAGAUCAGCUCCACGAUGAGGAGUAAGAAGGACCUCCUGCUCAGGGCGAUGGAGCUCCACCACGCUCUGGAGAAGGCGUCGCGGUGGUGCGAGGAGGGCAUCUUCCUGCUGGCCAGUCAGCCAGUGGACCGCUGCCAGUCUCAGGAUGGGGCCGAAGCGGCCCUGCAAGAGCUGGAGCGAUACCUGGACACGGCGCCGCUACACGCCAUCGCCGACUGCGGCGCCAUCUGCUGCCAGUAUGAAGCGGUGCUCACAGCUCAGCUCAGGGACCAGGUGGAGAGGGUUUUCCAGAAGCAAAGCUCAGUACAGGAGAUGUUUGAGAAGAGACGCGUCAGCCUGAAGAAACUCGCCGCCAAACAGACCAGACCGGUCCAGCCAGUGGCCCCAAGACCUGAAGUGAAGUCUCCGCUCUCCUCGCCCAAUCAAGAGAGGAAAGAGAGAAGAUACUCUGCAGAUAAUUCCCUCCUCAAAAAGGUGGAGUCUCCCGUACAUAACGGUGGCACCAGACAUGCUUCUCUGUCAGAGGAGGAGGAAAACCUGGCAGUGCUUCGGCGCCACGUGAUGAAUGAGCUGCUGGAGACGGAGAGAGCGUAUGUGGAGGAGCUGCUGUGUGUGCUGGAGGGCUACGCGGCUGAGAUGGACAACCCAGCCAUGGCUCACCUCAUCCCCAGCACGCUGCUGAGCAAGAAGGUCGUCCUCUUUGGCAACAUGUCUGAAAUCCACCAGUUUCAUAAGAGGACGUUUCUAAAAGAGCUUGAAGCCUACACCGACUGCCCAGAACUGGUCGGCCGCUGCUUUUUAGAGCGAAUGAAGGACCUGCAGAUCUACGAGGCGUACUGCCAGAAUAAACCGCGCUCUGAGAGCUUGUGGAGACAGUGCUCCGACUGUGCCUUCUUCCAGGAGUGCCAGAAGAAGCUGGAACAUAAACUUGGCUUGGACUCCUACCUCCUCAAACCCGUCCAGAGAAUAACAAAGUACCAGCUGCUGCUGAAGGAGAUGUUGAAGUACAGCAAGGGAUGCGACGGAUGCGAUGACCUACAGGAAGCGCUCUCCUCCAUCCUGGGGAUCUUGAAGGCCGUCAACGACUCCAUGCACCUGAUCGCCAUCACGGGAUACGAGGGUAACCUGUCGGAUCUGGGCCGCCUGCUGAUGCAGGGCUCCUUCAGCGUGUGGACGGAGCACAAAAAAGGUCACGCCAAGGUCAAAGACCUGGCCCGCUUCAAGCCCAUGCAGCGGCACCUGUUCCUGCACCAGAAGGCGCUGCUCUUCUGCAAGAGGAGGGAAGAGAACGGCGAGGGCUACGAGAAGGCGCCGUCUUACAGCUUCAAGCACUCCCUCAGUAUGACCGCGGUGGGCAUCACAGAGAGCGCCAAAGGGGACAACAAGAAGUUCGAGGUUUGGUGCAACUCCAGAGACGAAGUCUUCAUAGUCCAGGCUCCGACGGCGGAGAUCAAAACAUUGUGGGUGAAUGAGAUCCGCAAAGUUCUGACCCAGCAGCUCAAAGCCUUCAGAGAUGCCAGUCAGCAGAAGAGCUCUGACUCCGUUUUCCCGAGUCCCACCAGCAACAGCACCUCCAUCUCCCUCAGUCCGUUUCGUAGCAGUGGACAGAAAAAUCCCAAGAAGCAAGAGGAGAAGAAGGCGGAGACGAGCUCGGCGUCUGACUCCCCGUCUUCACCGAAACACAAAGAUGAACCAGUGACCAGUCCCACCACUGACAGGUCUUCAGUGGCUAAAAAGCGUUUUACUUUGCAGGGCUUCAGCAAUCUGAAGAGUCCGAAAGGCUCGGCUCUGAGCCCCGAGCACGCCUCCAAACGCCACUUGGUCAAGAGUGACCCCACGCCGUUUGGGCUCAAAGGCUGGAACAAGGCGUCUCUCUCGGUGGAUGCCACAGAAGAGAAUGAAGGGUACUCUAGCAGCGAGGACCCCAUGAACUCUGACCCCGAGGACGAAGUGGGGAGGAAGCUGGCUCCAGGGAAAUAUACGGUGGUAGCGGACUGCGAGAAGGCGGGACCUCAGGAGCUGUCUGUCAAGAGUGGAGACGUGGUGCAGCUAAUCAGAGAAGGAGAGGAGGGACAGUGGUUCGUGAGGAACCUCCGCAGCAGUCAGGAGGGCUGGGUGGCAGCAGCGAACCUCCUCAGCCUCAUCUCCGAGUCCAAGUCGUCCCAGUCGCUCAGCAGCUCAGCCUCCGUGUGCUCUUCAAACACCGCUGUUGUUUGUCCCGCAGACGGCAGCGUCUCGGGGAACCUCAGCACUUCUUCCAGCUGCAGCGAGACCUACACCAGCUUCUCCGACAUCAAACCGUGAGCCGGAAACAUCUUGCAUGUGGAAUAAAACCCCAAAGAUGACGGGAGGACGGAUUGACACGCUUCCAUCACACAGAACGGUCAUGUCACAGUCCAACAAAAACCAACCUGAAAUAUCACCGCAUCUCAGGAUUCCAGCAGUUUUAUCUGACUUUUUAUCUAAUUUCCGGCGAGCAGUUUUAAACUCUCGCCUUAGAUUAUUUUUAAAUGUCCAGAAUAUUUCAAUCUUGUUAUAAUGUAGCAUUUAAAAUGGACCGAUUUGAAGAACAUCCUCACUCAAACAGAACCCUCAAAGUUGAUGACAUCACGGUCCACAGAUACGACCAGGCUGGUAUUUCACACAAUACUUGUGGUGUCGGACAUUAAUCGUACACUGUGAAAUGUGGCGGCCUUCUGCAACGGGAAAAAAACGCUUUGAGGGCAUCUGAUCAGGGCUUCCCGGCUGGAAUUGUGGUGUUCAGGUGAAUGUCACCCACAGCUCCACCUGGUGGUCAGAAGUCAAACCACUCACAUGGCAAGCGGGCAGCUUUGCCACAACCUCUGGACCUAUUCUUUGUCUUUUUGUUCUUUUUUUUCAAGAGCGAUAGACAGAUUUGCUCUCUAAACUGCUCUGGAUUUCCCCUCUCAGGAAGCCCGAGACGUUGCGUUGGUGGGCAGGUCUGCUCCCGUCGACCUAACGCCCUUUUGUGUGUGUGUGUGUGUGUGCGCGUGCUUCAGAACAAAUCCAACUAUUGUAUGUCACCCUAAUGCAUUUAGCUGCUGGAAUUAUGUCCAACAAGUUAACUUACACCCCCCCCCCCCCACACACACACACACACACACACACCUUCACAGAAAGCUUUAACAAUCUGCACAUGAAUCCAGUUUUUUUCUUCUUUCUGUGUCACGUCUGCCGCGCUCACCUGUGUUUGGUUUGCUGCGACAAAAGCCUUCUCUGUCCCCUCCCCCCCCCCCCCCCCCCGCUCCCGGCCCCGCUCGGCCAUGUGACGGUCGCCACUUCUCCACGGGCGGCGCUCACCGGCGGCCCGGCCCUUUCACAAACAUGUUUGCACCAGCCGCCCCACAGCAGUGUUUCCUUGCUCAAUCCAUGAUGUGGAGGAUCAUCACUAAGAAGGGUGACGCGGGUUGGGAGUACUUUCCUUUUAGGUGUAAGACUCGAUGAAACGGAGAGAAGAGUGAUGCAUGGUGUGGCAUUCAAACCACCACCGCCUCUUGGGUUGUAUUAGUCCUCCAGUGUAUAUCACCGCUGUGAUUUGGUUACACACAGCUCUGACGAUGACCUUUCUCACUCGAAGCCACGAAUGUCCUCCCUAUGAAAAAAGAUUAUUCUCCCUCCCAAAAAAAAAGGAUGCUUACGGGCCUCUCCAACUGCGAGCUAAACCAGAGAGUAAACGAGCCGGGGGAGACGGAGAAAAUGUAUGUUACACUUGUACAGAUGUGUCCUCUGUAGCUCACCUUGUUUUCCUUGAGAGCCUGUACAUUGUGAAGAGGAUCGUGGUUUAUGUGAGUCUCCUGGUCUCUCUGUGGCAUGUUCCCCGUGAACCUCUCUUGUCAAAGCCCAGGACAAGGAAAGUAUUUUUUUUACCAGGCAACGUUGUAUGUUGUGAGACUUUCUGCCCUCCUGGGAGCGGACUCGGGCACCAAACGUCAGUGUUCUGUCAUGAUCACACAAUAAAGCUUACUGAUUGUUUUUUACUUUUUGACUUGGAGGCUGGAGAGAUGAGAAGGGUUAUAUAUUUUCUUUUUAUGCAGCACAUUGCAGCAACCACUGUCUUUAUUUUCCUAUUGUAUCUACUGAGUAUGGUGUUGAUAUAAAUAUAUUAUAAUGAGAGAUAUCUGUGUAUAUUUGUAAAUAUGUAAUUCUCAAUUGUAUGUAAAAUGAAAAGCAGCUUUAAUAAAGUCUGAGAUGGUUUCCUCUAAGGGA